AAAAGACUUCCGGAAGGAGAUGUUUAACCAAUCAGCUAAUUUAUACAAAUGGCCAAUAGUUUUGGGUUUCCCUUUCCCCUAAAACGGAAUACCCAAUCGGAAGUCAUUUUUCGAGUUCGUCAGGUAUAAUGAGAUAUCCCUACCACCGAAAAUAGGGGUGGUCAAGAUGGUCGGCCAUAGUUAUAAAUUAGACGACUCUCAAAAUUUGUCAUUCGAGUGUUCACUUGUCGUAGAAGAAAGUGCAAAUCGCAGUCAUGUUAAACUUAUUUUUAAAAUCUGAUUUCUACAUCAUUUUUACAUCUUCAUCUACUAAGAUGAAAGGGGAGUAAGAGAUCAUGAAGGACAACAUUGGAGACAUCGAUCUAGAGCUCUUAGCAGCUUUCGACGAUGUCCCAAUGUUGUCACAAUUAGAGAACAUGAUCUUAGAAGCGGGUUACAUUAACAUCGAUCUCUUUGAUCAUAUCUCAAUUGCGACACUUGGGACAAACAGUCGAAAUGAAGCUAGCAGCUCUCAACAAACUUAUAUACGGGAACCAGGAACUGAGGACGGAACAGGGGAUAAUACGCAAACUCCAGAGGACCAACACAAUUUCUUAGUACCGAAAAUAUUUAAAUGCAUAUAUUGCAACAAACAGUUUUACAACAAAAAAGCAUGCCGCAAACAUCACGUGAAGCAUGUGAAGCAACUACUCCAGUGCCAAUGCUGUGGAAGACGAUGCUUCAACGUUAGCGAUCUUCGAAGGCAUUACAAAUAUUACCAUUUCUACGAUCCUCGAGAAGUUAUAAUGGAUCAUCGUUGAAAAUUAUUCAGUUACCAGUUAACAGUUACCAGUUAACAGUUACCAAUUACAAAUUUUCAAGUUUCAAAAUUCUUGUUGAAAAAAAUAGUCCUACUGAGAGUUUGCAAUCAGAAUGAAAAUGUAAUCAGUGAUAUUUGGCAAUAUAAAUUUUUUUUUUUUUUUUUUUUUUUUUUUUUUUGAUAAUUUUGAUUAUA
This is a messenger RNA of Apis cerana (Asiatic honeybee), 994 nucleotides long. RefSeq lists its product as uncharacterized. NCBI's taxonomy places the organism in Eukaryota, Metazoa, Arthropoda, Insecta, Hymenoptera, Apidae. The record is from RefSeq and is a predicted model, not a curated record.